UGAGUCUAGUAUGUGUAGUAGAUAAUGACACUAGAAAAACAAGACGUUUAUGCUCAUUUUCUCUCACAAGUCACUCACAACCUUCUCUCUUAUACAGCUUGCUGAGCUGCGUUUAUUAAUUUUGUCUUUUUCCACAGCAGUGGGAUGAAUGUUGGAAGCUUAGGAAGCAUAAACACAUAAUCUUCACCUCCAUAAUCAUAUUCUUCUUCUAUCUACUUUCUAAUUAACCAACUAUUAUUAUUUAUUAACCAACUACAUUAAUUAAUCCUCAUUUUUUUUUUUACAUUGGCGGCCACCGCUUUCAUUCUUCGUUCUCUCCAAAUAUUAUAAAACAAAAACAAAGAAUAGAGAAGAAACCAUAUGCAGAGCUCUGAAACUCUGAGAAAACCUCAUUCUGAAGAAAAAAUAGUAUAAAUUUCUGAUUUUUUUCUGAACUGAAACAAAAAAGAUUAUUUUUUUUGAAGAAAAAAGGAAAAUGGCAAGUGGGUAUGGAAAUUGGGAAAUGGAUAAUUGUGAUGUUGGUUUGGGUUUAAAGAUACCAUGGCAAGAACAACAAACCCAGCAGCAGAAUUUAUCUUUUUCAUGGCUUCAUAACCGUCAAAAUUAUACUGAAAAUAGUAAUAAUAGGAGUUCUAGUCCUACAAUUUCUGGGUUUUCUCAAGCUUCUCGUUUUGGUAUUGAUGGAGGAAGAUUAACAUUUACAGCAGGACAAAGGCAAGAAUUGGAAAGACAAAAGAUGAUUUAUAGAUAUAUGAUGUCUUCUAUGCCUGUUCCUCCUGAACUCCUUAUUCAACUCUCCAAAUUCCCUUCUAUUUCCACAACUACUGAUGUAGGAAGAAAAACAGGAGUGGAAACAAGAUAUGGAAGCAAAGGAGGGGAUCCUGAGCCAUGGAGAUGUAGAAGAACAGAUGGGAAAAAAUGGAGAUGUUCAAGAAAUGCUGCACCAGAACAAAAAUAUUGUGAAAGACAUUCUCAUAAAGGCCGUCCUUCUCGUUCAAGAAAGCCUGUGGAAUCAUCUUCAUCAUCAUCAUCAUCAUCAUCAUCUUCUUCAUCUCUUUUAUCUUCUGUUUCUCCUUUAUCUAGUACUACUAAUCCUGUUUCUGCUUCUUCGUAUUGUAACCCUAUUAUUUUCACUCCCUUUUCAAUUCCUAAGCCAUCUUCUUCCUUUGACUUACCUUCUCCUCAUCAAUUCAAUCCUCUUCCCAGGUACCCAGAUUGGUUCCUGAAGAAGGAAGUUGCACCUACUGCAGCAACUCCUACUGAUGCACCUGUUUCUGCUUGUCUGUACACACACCAAAUAACAGCAGGUGAGCCUAACACUGAUACUAAUCACCAAUCUCGUUUCCUUUCUAGGCCUUUUAUUGAUGCAUGGUCUUUAGAUAACCAUGUUGAUCCCAAAGAUGAUAUUAUUGACAAAUGCCCACCUCCUACUUCUUCUCUUAACUCCAUUUUACCACUCACACUAUCUGUCUCGGCCGGGUUAGAACUUGAUCAACAUCAUCAUCAUCAUCAUCAUGAGCCUGAAGACCCCACCAAGGACUUGCCUGAAAUCCGGCUGUCGUCAUCUUCGUCGAAUCAUCAGCCGCUGAGUUGGAUGAGUCCAUGGGUUAGUUCCUCACCGGGUGGUCCGUUAGCCGAGGCAUUGUGUCUUGGAAUGGGUGGAACAGGGAAUGGGGCAAUGGGAAGUCAUUCUGAGGAUCAUUUGGUGUCACCUCAUGGGAAUAGCACAAAUUCUAGUACCACUACACAUAAGGGUAACAUGUCAUAGUACACAAGAAUUUGGUGUUAGGCCUUAAGUGUCCACAUUUCAUGUUGGGGUAAUUUGUCACAAAUUUAGACAGAAUUCUGUUAAAUUUUUUGUAAAAUUUGUAGGUUGGGGACAAGUUUUGGGGUAAUAGUCUAAAAGAUCAGAAAAGCACUUUUUAUGUAGCAGGAGUAAUUUAAAAAAGUUGCUUAUAAAAACUUUUAUUGCCCUUUUA
Molecule: messenger RNA, 1979 nt
Organism: Amaranthus tricolor (Joseph's coat)
Lineage: Eukaryota; Viridiplantae; Streptophyta; Magnoliopsida; Caryophyllales; Amaranthaceae
Product: growth-regulating factor 8-like
Exons: 4
Coding region: 476-1768 (430 amino acids)
Biological process (GO): developmental process; DNA-templated transcription; regulation of DNA-templated transcription
Cellular component (GO): nucleus
Molecular function (GO): ATP binding
Source: RefSeq, a predicted model, not a curated record